Thyridium curvatum is the source of this 1062-nucleotide messenger RNA. RefSeq lists its product as uncharacterized. Lineage: Eukaryota; Fungi; Ascomycota; Sordariomycetes; Thyridiales; Thyridiaceae. The transcript has 2 exons. Gene Ontology annotation, molecular function: oxidoreductase activity. The record is from RefSeq and is a predicted model, not a curated record. The coding region runs from base 1 to 1062 and encodes 353 amino acids.
AUGGGCUCAGUCGCAUCUCCCGUAAUCCCCAAGACCAUGAAGGCCGCUCAGUUUGACCCAAAACAACAAAAGAUCGUCGUCAACGAGAUCCCGGUACCAAAGCCGGGCAAAAAUGAGUUCCUCGUCAAGAUCCGCUCGGCAUCCCUCUGCCACAGCGACCUCAUGAACAUGGACCACCCGGCGCUCGACAUCCCCGUGACCCCGGGCCACGAGGGCGUCGGCUACAUCGUGCAGAUCGACCCCUCGACCGAGGGCAAGGGGUUCAAGGUCGGCGACCCCGUCGGCUUCCUCUACUUCCGGGACGUCUGCAUGGAGUGCGAAGGGUGCAAGAUCCACCAGCUGCACUGCACCAACGGCAAGAAGCUGCUCAACGGCUUCAACACGGACGGCUUCUUCCAGGAGUACGCCGUGGUGGACUACCGCAACGCGGCCUACCUCGACGAGAAGGUCUGGAACCUGCGGGUGGCGGCGCCCGUCUUCUGCGCCGGCAUCACGACCUUCCACUCGCUCGACAGCUGCGGCCUCGAGCCGGGCCAGUGGGUCGGCAUCAUCGGCUGCGGCGGCCUGGGCCAGAUGGCGACGCAGUACGCCAAGGCCAUGGGCCUCAAGGUCGUGGGCAUCGACGUCGCGGACAAGAACCUCGAGGAGACGCGGAAGCUCGGCGCCGACGCCGUCUUCAACUCGCGCACGACCGCCGACUACGACGCGCAGAUCAAGGCGCUGACGGGCGGCGGCGUGCACGCGGCCGUCGUCUACACCGACGUCGCGGCCGCCUUCAACAACGCGCCGCGCGUCAUCCGCCUGGGCGGCGCGCUCAUGGUCAUCGGCAUCCCCAAGGAGAACAUCCAGCUCAGCGCCAUGGAUCUCGUGCUCGGCCGCUACCGCGUGCUCGCCGACAGCACGAGCAUCGCCAGCCGCAUGCAAAAGGCCGUCGACUUCACGGGCAAGCACGGCAUCAUGCCCAACGUCGACAUCCGGCCGGGCCUCGAGUCGCUGCCGGCCAUGGUCGACGAGAUGCGGCGCGGCGUGGCCACCAAGCGGACUGCGGUUGUGUUUGACUAG